Lucilia cuprina (Australian sheep blowfly) is the source of this 1109-nucleotide messenger RNA. RefSeq lists its product as uncharacterized. The record is from RefSeq and is a predicted model, not a curated record. The transcript has a single exon. Bases 172 to 972 code for a protein of 266 amino acids. Lineage: Eukaryota; Metazoa; Arthropoda; Insecta; Diptera; Calliphoridae.
GUUGAGAACAACAAAUCACAAACAUUAUUCGAGUUAUAAAAAAAUCUUUAAAAGUCUAUCAAUGAGAAAAAUAUCUAGUUAAUUUAUAAGUUUCCCUCGACGCAUUAAGUCAUAAUCCAAAAGUUGAGCAAAACAUACAAGUAGUUUUUAAAUCAUAAAUUGAAACUUAAAAUGAACUCAUUAAAAGUACUCGGCUUGAUUUGUUUAAUAAUGACAAUGGUGAUGUCAAAUCCAGUAUCAGUUGAAAAUAAUUAUAUUCUUGCUGACUUACUACGGAAAGCCCAAUUGGCUCCUUCGUCUAAAGAGAGUAUUGUUGUUAAGAGACGUAUUUUUGAAGAUACUACCGAUGGGGAAUUGAAACAAAUUGCACUUAGAUCGUUAGUAGGAGAUAUUGAAAAAAACAUGUUUGCUUCAGCCUUAAGUCUUAACAAAGUAUUAGCGGAUAAAGAUGUCAAUAUACCGGAAAUUAAAGUGAAAAAUAAUUCUGACAUCAUCAAACAGGCAAAAGAAGAGACGAAUAGUGAAAUUACGACUACUACAUCAACUAUGACGACAACUACGGAAUCUAGUAUAAUUUUUUCUACAGAGAAAAAUGAACAGUCCAGAGGGGCACCAACUCAUAUUGUUAUUGAUCGUAUUGCCUUACAACCAAACACAGGAGGUAUAGCAUUAAUACCCAUUUUUGAAUUAAAACAUACUAGAAAGAAUGAAAAUGACAGCAAAGACCAUGAAAUUACUAAAAUUACAAUAUCAAAAACUGAAAUCACAAGUUUAGCGACGGCACUACCCGAAUCAUCCACUAACUCUUUAGCGAUCAAUUCUACUACGCCCAUUUUUACGUCUACCACAAACAAAUUAGAACCUGCUAUAACGCCCAGAGAUAUUGAACAGCUAAAGGAGGCCGAAGACGAGUUAAAGGAAAAAGUAGCUGAAAUAGAGGCAGAGCCUAUUAUACUCUCAGCUCGCGUUUAAUAAAAAUGUGUUAUUAACGCAGUUUAUUUUAUGAUCAACACAUUAUCUCAAAUCUCCAAUCGUGAUUUAUCUCAACAAUAUAAAUGCAUGUAUUUAUUAAAUACAUAAUAAAAAAUUAAAUACUUUUAAAUACAGUA